This is a messenger RNA of Pistacia vera, 1278 nucleotides long. RefSeq names its product protein BEARSKIN2-like. The transcript has 3 exons. Gene Ontology annotation, biological process: regulation of DNA-templated transcription. Bases 145 to 1215 code for a protein of 356 amino acids. The record is from RefSeq and is a predicted model, not a curated record. NCBI's taxonomy places the organism in Eukaryota, Viridiplantae, Streptophyta, Magnoliopsida, Sapindales, Anacardiaceae. Gene Ontology annotation, molecular function: DNA binding.
UCUCUUUCUCUUUCUAUUCUCUUCAUAUUUAUUUCAAGAGCUAGCUUGAUUGCUUGCUUAAGAAUAAUUAUAACUUGAAGCUAUAGAAAAAAAUUAGGUCUAAGUUUUGAUACUGUUAUUGUUGAAGUAGUGAAGAGUUUUGAGAUGGCGACUUCGAGCGGCGGUGUGCCACCGGGGUUCAGGUUUCAUCCGACGGAUGAAGAGUUGCUGCAUUACUACUUGAGGAAGAAGGUGUCGUUUCAGAAGUUUGAGAUGGAGGUGAUUAGAGAAGUGGACUUGAACAAGAUGGAGCCUUGGGAGUUGCAAGAGAGAUGCAAGAUUGGAUCCACGCCACAAAACGAGUGGUAUUUUUUCAGUCACAAGGACAGGAAGUACCCGACGGGAUCGAGAACGAACCGAGCAACGAACGCGGGAUUUUGGAAGGCAACUGGGAGAGACAAGUGCAUAAGAAACAGCUACAAGAAAAUUGGAAUGAGGAAAACCCUAGUUUUCUACAGAGGAAGAGCUCCCCAUGGCCAGAAAACUGAUUGGAUCAUGCAUGAAUAUCGACUUGAAGAUGGUGAUGAUGCCCAAGGAAACCUCAGUGAAGAUGGGUGGGUGGUAUGCAGGGUGUUCAAGAAGAAGAACUUAUUCAAAGUCGGGAACGAAAACUCAAACAUGAACUCAGCGUCCUCUGAUCACCAUCACCAUCAUCAUCAACUCAACAAUUCAUCAAACCCUAAUCACUCUCGCUUCAUCCACAGAGAAAGCCAAUACCUAAUUCGCCAACACCACAAUCAACAACAAUCAUUUGAACUCAACAAACCAGCUGAACUUGCCCUACAUUACCCCAUCCCCACACCUCCUCAAUACUCUCUUUUCCAGUCCCAAACCCUAGUCCCAAACUUCUCAAAUCUCCCCUCGGACUCGCCGAUGGUGAAGCAACUCAUGUCAAACCCUAGUCGCGAUGGUGGCGAGAGUGGCAAUGAGAGCCUUAGGUACCAUCACCACCAAAGUUGUGAGCCGGGGCUAGAAGUUGGGACUUGUGAACCCACACCUCAUCAUAUGGUUGUGGCGGCGAGAGAUGAUCAAGGCGGCUUGACCGAUUGGACAAUGCUCGACCGGUUGGUUUCUGACGAUUCCACGACGAAAGGGGUGAGAUUUGAAGAUGCAAGUCAUCAAAUUAAUCAGCUUUCUUUGCGGGGGGAGAUGAACUUUUGGGGGUAUGAAAAAUAGUUGUUAUUGUACGUGUAAUAUGGUGUUUGAUGAUUUGGUUUGAUUAUUAUUUUGUGGUUUGAA